Molecule: messenger RNA, 2235 nt
Organism: Closterium sp. NIES-65
Lineage: Eukaryota; Viridiplantae; Streptophyta; Zygnematophyceae; Desmidiales; Closteriaceae
Source: the annotation of a GenBank genome assembly
AUGCCGGCGAGCAAGCCGACUCUGCUCCUCGAUCUGCGCCUCACCAAUGCGUUGGACGACCAGCAGCCCACCCGCUGCCGCAACUCCUCCUGGCACGACGCCGUAUCCAAUUCAUUAUUCGACGCGACGCGGAGAGGCGACUCGCUACGCGCGGACGCAAGUGUGGGCGCCGCGGAGAAAUUUGCCGCACCGCACGGCCCGGGGGUGACGUUUGAGUCGACUUCGACGCAUAUGAGAGGAACCGGCGCCCGGGAAAGCCGAGCGUGGCUGGAAAUCGAGGAGGAGUGGAACGAGGAAGACGAAAGCGAGGAGGGCGACGAUGCGGCGAUGCUGGACGUCGACGCGUUUCUCGGGCGGCGGUUAACGCGCGAGCCGAGUUUUAGCAUCGAGGACGCGGCGCUGUACGGCCUGCCGGAGGAAGUGGCGACUCCGCGCCCCGCGUCAGCGCUAUUCACGGCGAGCGACAGCGAAGCAGCGGCGCUGCGGCUCGCGGUGAUGGAAGCGGAGGUCAACAUAGUCAUGGAGACGAACCGCCUCGUGUCCGCCAUCAAAUGCCAGCUCACCUCCCCCUGCUCCACCAUCCCGCCCCGCUCCCCUUCCGCCACGGGUACCACCUCCCCCUUUUCCCCUCCCCGAACCCGAACCUCCUGGGACUUCCGCUCCUUCUCCUCCCCUGCCUCCACCCCCUCCUCCGCCUCCGCCUCCGCCCACUCCGCCCUCUCCCCCUGGCGCCGGAAAACCCCCUCAGUGUCCCCCACUGCUGGGUGGGCCUCGCAAGUACCAGAGGAAGAGCCUGUCUUUGGUUCCCCCAUGGCUGAUCGCGCCAUCUCUCGCUCCCUCACCUCCUCGUCGCUUCUUCCCUGGCCGCGCUCGUCGCACAUCACCCGCUCCCACACGGCAUCGUGCGACCGCCUGCCUGCGAGCUUCGUGCCUCGCAGUGAGUCCAACUGCUCGGCGACUUCCUGUGCUGAUCGGUCACCGUUUGGUGGUGUGGCUGGUGGUGGUUGCGAGCGGAACAUCUCGCAAACACGCCUCCCGUCGUUUUCGAAUGGGACGGGAGGAGCUCCUGGCUUGAGUCGCAUAGCGGCGGGGCGGCUGCACAAGGAGCUGGCGGAGUGGCAGCGCAACCCGCCCCACGGAUUUGUGUACCACCCCAGUGACAACCUGCAGAGAUGGAGCAUAGACGUGCACGGGGCAGCGGGCACGCUGUAUGCAGGGGAGGUGUUUCAGCUGCAGGUCGACUUCCCCUCCAACUACCCACUCGAAGCCCCUCAGGUCAUAUUCUCGCGCAACCCACCAGUGCACCCACACAUCUACAGCAACGGCCACAUAUGCCUUGACAUCCUGUACGACUCGUGGUCGCCUGCCAUGACUGUCAGCGCAGUGUGUCUCUCCAUCCUCUCCAUGCUCUCCAGCUGCAAGGAGAAGGUGAGGCCGGCAGACAAUGAUCGGUACGUGCAGCGCAGCGGCCAGUCCCCCAAGAACACGCGCUGGUGGUUUCACGACGACCAGACGGGAUUCACCAUCCCGUCGUCAAUCUGCAACUCACCUAUUUUUCGGUUCCCUUGGCGUUCAUCCUCGAUUUCUCUUCGAUUGUUAACCCCUUUUCCCCCUAUGGUCUGUGCCCUGUGCUCGCUGCUGCUGCAGCAGCGGCUCCACACCCACAAGCCAGCGCACACGCCAUGCAUACCGCCUCAUUUCCUCUCAUUUCCCCUUCAUCUGCUCAUCACUGAUGCUGGGUUUGUCGCCGAGGCAGGGCGGCCAGCAGUGGGAGCAUCGGCAUGGGAAAGGGAGCAGCGAGUGCCACACCUGCCUCGAAUCAUCUCUGCAGCAACCUCGUCAGAAGCUAAGUGCUCUUCCUCCAAGGUCCUCACUCCUCCUGUCUGUUCAGCUCUGUCUCGCAUGCUCAUGCCGCCGUCUCUGCUCUGGCUGCAAGGGGACACGCCGAGGGAGUUAGUCAACCACCUCCCCAGCGGAGCUCUCACCAUCCACUAUCGUCUUCCCUGGUCAAAUGCUGCUUCCUUCCCUUCUGCAUCUUGCUUCCUUGCACUCACUUCGUCCGUAUCUUCCCUCCUCCUCCCUCCCUGCAGGUCACUUGGCAGCAUGGGGAGUGGUGGCAUGGGGAAGGAGGCAGGGGCAGCAGCAGAGGUUGCAAGUGGGAUGCUGGGAGCAGCGAGCGCCACACUCACGCCACCUGCCUCGAAUCGUCACUGCAGCAACCCAUUCCGAAGCUAA